AUGAAGAUUUUGAGACAGAUAGAUGACGAUUACCGCCUAAGUGUCGAUUGGCUCUGGCAAAAGCAUGAAAAUGAAAAUAUUGUUGAGGUUUUCGAUGCCCCAGAUAAAACAUACGCAUGCUUUGGAAUAUUUUUGGUUGAUAGAUUGAAGUUAUCUGAAAAAAAAAUUUUAGACACCAUACAUGAUAGUUUAACACAAGAAUUUAAAUAUUGGAAUGAAAACUACCCGUGGUCAGAAUUAUCUAACUUUAAAUUACGAUUCGAAGAAUUACCAGAUUCUACACCUUAUUUAUAUGGGUAUAAAUGUACACAGGAUAAUACCAUCGAACAAAACGCUGUAAUAGUAGGAAUAUUACACAAGAUAGCUCAAGGAUUUGGUCCUGAAGUAUUCGUUAAGAUAUGCGACACUGAUGGAGAUUUUAUACUAGCAGGUUGUAAUGAGACAGUACCCGAAGAAUUCAAUUAUCCGAUAGCUAAUAAUAGAUUAUGGUUGCAUGACGGUAAAUUUAAGUUGAUCCCCACCUAUUUUUAUCCUGAUAGAGGACUUACAUGGUCCGAAUGUAUCGAAUUUUUAGGCAAGGCUCAUUACAAGCUAAUAACUGAUGAAAAACUGAUGAAGGAAAUUGAUAACAAAUACAUCAAUUCAUUUCCUCAGGAACGAUUAGAUGAUUUACAAUUAUUGAAAGUCAAAAUUGGUGAUGAGAGGUGCCUUGAGAUCUUAAAGGAUAAUCCGGCUGCUUUAAAUUUUAUUGUUAAACAAUUUCAUACAAAUGAUGUCGAAGUUCCUAAUAUUUCGAAAUACAAUGGGAAGGGUGAGGAGUGCACAUUUUUAGUAUCAAAAGUUUCUUUAGAUUUAUUAUCUCUAUAUAUGGAUUCAAGGAGUUUGAAAGAAGAUAAAGAAAACAUAGAAUCUUAUUCUGGUGAGAUCAUAUCAUUGAUGUUGAAAAAGCUGUUAGAGGAUAAGACAUUGUCCGUUCAAGAGGUAGACAAUGUAAAUACAAACUCUGUUGAACGAUAUAAGAAUACCACCUUUUCAAACUUUAAUUUUAAAGACAGAUCAUUAUUGGAUACCAUUAAGUUAAAGGAGGAUAUGGUUCCAGAUCAGGAAUCAUUUAACAAGGUUCUAGAAUUUUUAUCUAAAUCUGGUACCCCACAAGAGAAUAGAAAACAAAAUGUUAAUUCGCAUUCAUCCUUAGAUGCUCGUAAUCCUGAUGUGGAAGCGAAGGACUUUUUUAAAUCCGAAAAUAUAGAUAUUGACGACGAUGAUUUCUUUGAAUUUUUCCUUAAGGAUGGUCUCAAACUUCCUCAAGAAAAGAUAGAUGAAUUACAACACUUCAAUUCAGACUCUGCAACCUUAGAUGAAAAUUCUGUAGAAAAUGACAAAUUCUUGGAUGCGUUUGCUGAUGUGGUAGAUAACAACGAUAUUGAUGAAGGUAUUAUGAAUGCAAUAAACGAAUCAAUGAAAUGGUUAAGUGUUGAAGGAAUGGAAGGGGCACCAUUUGACCAUCUAAAGAGGUAUAUGGACGAAAAUGGGAAAUAA
Molecule: messenger RNA, 1539 nt
Organism: Maudiozyma saulgeensis
Lineage: Eukaryota; Fungi; Ascomycota; Saccharomycetes; Saccharomycetales; Saccharomycetaceae
Source: the annotation of a GenBank genome assembly